GAGUUUGAAUAAAGAAAACUAUGACGAUGCAAGCCCGACUGGACUGCUUGUGUCUCCUGACACUUUACUUGACAACUGGAUACGGUCAAGAAGGAAAGUUUAGUGGACCCCUGAAACCCAUGACAUUUUCUAUUUUUGAAGGUCAAGAACCGAGUCAAAUCAUAUUCCAGUUUAAGGCUGAUCCUCCUGCUGUGACUUUUGUACUAACUGGGGAGACAGAUGGCAUAUUUCAGAUACAACCAGAUGGACUUCUGUAUCACAACAAAACCCUGGACAGGGAAACAAGAGCGGUUCACAAACUCCAGGUCUCAGCCCUGGAUGCUCAUGGCAACACAGUGGAGGGCCCAGUCCCCAUCACCAUAGAGGUGAAGGACAUCAAUGACAAUCGGCCUACGUUUCUCCAGACGAACUAUCAAGGCUCAGUCAGGCAGAAUUCUCGCCCAGGAAAGCCCUUUAUGUAUGUCAAUGCUACAGACUUGGAUGAUCCAGCCACGCCCAAUGGCCAGCUUAUUUAUCAAAUUAUCAUGCAGCUUCCCAAGAUCAAUGAUGUCAUGUACUUUCAGAUCAACAACAAAACGGGGGCAAUUUCCCUUACUGCAGAAGGAUCCCGGGAAUUAGAUCCUCUUAAGAACCCUUUCUACAAGCUGGUGGUCUCAGUGGAGGACAUGGGAGGUCAGAACGAGCAUUCCUUUAGUGACAGCACAUCUGUGGAUAUUACGGUGAAGGAGAAUAUUUGGAAAGCACCAGAACCUGUGGAGAUUGAAGAAAACUCAACUAAUACUCACCCCAUCAAAAUAACUCAGGUGCGGUGGAACGACCCAGGUGCACUAUAUUCCUUAAUGGACAAGGAGAAGCUACCAAAAUUCCCUUUUUCAAUUGACCAGGAAGGAGAUAUUUAUGUCACUCAGCCCUUGGACCGAGAAGAAAAGGAUUCAUAUGUUUUUUAUGCGACCGCCAAGGAUGAGCUUGGAAAACCACUUGCAUUCCCACUGAAAGUUCAAGUGAAAGUUAAAGACAUUAAUGAUAAUCCACCUACAUGUCCAUCUACAGUGACUGUAUUUGAGGUCCAGGAGAAUGAACAAAUAGGGAGCAAUAUUGGAACCCUUACUGCUCAUGACAUAGAUGAAGAAAACACAAUCAACAGUGUCUUGGGGUACAAAAUUGUGGAUCAAAUCCCCAAAGUUCCUAGGGAUGGACUAUUCCUGGUCCAAACCUACUCGGGAACAUUACAGUUAGCUGGGCAGUCCUUGAAGAAGCAAGACACUCCGCAGUACAACUUGACAGUAGAGGUUUCUGACAAAGAUUUCAAGACCCUCUGCCAUGUGCAAAUCAACAUUAUUGAUAUCAACGAUCAGAUCCCCAUCUUUGAAAAAUCAGAUUAUGGAAACCUAACUCUCCCUGAAGAUACAGCUGUUGGAUCCAUCAUCUUAACCAUCCAGGCCACUGAUGCUGAUGAACCACAUACUGGGAGUUCUAAAAUCCUGUAUCGGAUUAUGCAGGGAGACAGUGAUGGACGUUUGGAGGUUGAAACAGAUCCCCAAACCAAUGCUGGCUAUGUCAAGGUUAAAAGCCCACCCCUUACUUUCAUCUUCUAUGGAAUUGCCAAGUCCAUUGCCUCUUGCUUCAUCUCUUCCUUUGUAAGGUCUGGGAAGUCUGGAGCCAAAAUCUUGAUUGCCAUUGUACUUGCUGCUUUACAGAAGGUUUUCCCAUCCUUCCCUCAGUCUUCUCCCAUCCCCCAUGGUGUACACAUGAGGCUUGACCUUUUCCUCCAUGGCAGCCUCAUUUAUGCUUUAGAGCAUCCUCUUGACUUCGAAACAGUAGCUGUUCACAACAUUGUGUUUCAAGCAGAAAAUCCUGAGCCUCUGGUGUCUGGUGUGCAGUACAAUGCCAGCUCUUUUGCCUCAUUCAGGCUUAUUGUGACAGAUGUGAAUGAAACACCACAAUUUUCUCAACAAGUAUUCCAAGCAAAAGUCAGUGAGGAUGUGGCCAAAGGCACUAAAGUGGGCAACGUGACUGCCAAGGAUCCGGAAGGUCUGGACAUAAGUUAUUCACUGAGAGGCGACAAGAGAGGUUGGCUUAGAAUUGACUCCGUCACUGGCGAGAUCUUCAGUGUGGCUCCACUGGACAGGGAAGCUGAAAGUCUGUAUCAAGUUCAAGUGGUGGCAACGGAAGUAGGUGGCUCCUCCUUGAGCUCCACUGCGAAUUUCCACCUGGCUCUCACGGAUGUGAAUGACAACCCCCCUCGGCUGGUCAAGGAGUACACUGGCUUGUUCUUCUGUUAUCCCCCCCAAGAACCUGGAAGUCUCAUCUUCGAGGCCACUGAUGAUGAUCAGCAGCUACUUCGGGGUCCACACUUUACCUUUUCCCUUGGCAGCGAAAUCUUGCAAAAGGACUGGGAAGUUUCCAAAAUCAAUGGAACUCAUGCUAGCCUCUCCACCAAGCACACCAACUUUGAGGAGAAAGUUUACCACAUCCCGAUCCGCAUCAAUGAUGGUGGCCGGCCACCCUUGGAAGGGACUGUCUAUUUACCAGUUACUUUCUGCACGUGUGUGGAGGAAAGAUGUUUCCAGCCAGCAGAACACCUCCCUGGGAUACCCACGGUGGGCAUGGCAGUGGGGAUACUCCUCACCACCUUUUUGGUCAUCGGUAUAAUUUUAGCAGUUGUGUUUAUCCGGAUGAAGAGGAAUAAAGGCCAAGAUAAUGUGGAAAGGGCUCAGGCAUCUGAAGUCGAGCCUCUGAGAAACUGAAUGUGAAAAGGAAUGUUUGGGUUUAUGUAUCAAGUGCUAUUUCAGUAACAUAACCAUACAACCCCCUGAUUUUUCUUUUCAUCCAACAUGUGUGCUAUAAUUUUUUACAGAUAUACCCUCUUGCCCUUUAAUAUUUUAUGACCCUUAGAUAGUUCAUGUGCUAUAGACAUUAGAGACAUUUUCCAUUUUCUCAUGACACGUUCCCCCUCUGCAAAAGCCUCAGCUGUUUAUCCAAACACAAAAAUGUAUGUGUUUUUUCCCUCUCUGGGGAAGAGCGGUUGAUGAAAUUUCUUCUUCAUCGAGGAGAUUUUUAUCAGUCAUCUACCACAGAACUUCCUGGAUUCCAUGUAUGCUUUUUCUGAGUCCAUCCUGUGGCUCCUCCCUCUAAGCCUCCUUUGGUAUUUUGCUAAUGUGGAAACAUUUGUUCGAGAAGAGAGCAAAGCGAAGUCUCAGGAGAAGAUAAAAGCACAGACCGGACCCUGAGUUUGAACAGAAACUUCAUUGUUAUCAGUCCCUGGGGGCUUCUCUGUUGCUUUUCAUUGGAGGAUUUUGCAUUUGGGAACAGCACAAGCCCAGCACAGACCAUGCUUCAUGAACCCUGGUGCAGAAACCAGCCACUGCCACGUUUUCUCACUAUCCACCAUGAUCACGUGCUGUGCAUGUUUUCUUGUAUAGUAAUACAUUUUUGGUUAUUAUAUAUUUAAUGGUGGAGGAAAAUAAGGAAGCAUGAAAGAUGUG
Molecule: messenger RNA, 3485 nt
Organism: Phacochoerus africanus (Common warthog)
Lineage: Eukaryota; Metazoa; Chordata; Mammalia; Artiodactyla; Suidae
Gene: CDH17
Product: cadherin 17
Biological process (GO): calcium-dependent cell-cell adhesion; adherens junction organization; multicellular organism development
Cellular component (GO): catenin complex; adherens junction; plasma membrane
Molecular function (GO): cadherin binding; calcium ion binding
Source: RefSeq, a predicted model, not a curated record